Glarea lozoyensis ATCC 20868 is the source of this 11760-nucleotide messenger RNA. Its product is annotated as Acetyl-CoA synthetase-like protein. Gene Ontology annotation, molecular function: oxidoreductase activity; 3-oxoacyl-[acyl-carrier-protein] synthase activity; phosphopantetheine binding. The transcript has 7 exons. Lineage: Eukaryota; Fungi; Ascomycota; Leotiomycetes; Helotiales; Helotiaceae. The record is from RefSeq and is a predicted model, not a curated record. Bases 1 to 11760 code for a protein of 3919 amino acids. Gene Ontology annotation, biological process: fatty acid biosynthetic process; secondary metabolite biosynthetic process.
AUGUCGGCCCUCGCCCCCCAAUUGGUUUCCAGGAUGCAAUCCUACGAUUCUCGAGUUUCCAUCGAUGGACUCUCUGAUGCCAACCUCCAAUCUGGUAACACCUCCACUGACGCAACCUCGGUCUCUUCCCAAGAAGAGGUUGCCCAUGUGCCGGAAAACACCGCGAUUGUUGGUAUGGCAUGCCGUCUCCCGGGAGCGAAGAGCCCACAGCAGCUUUGGAAGAACAUUGUUGAUCAACGUGAUGUCCAACGCAAAAUUCCAAAGGAAAGAUUCAACGUCGACGCUUUCUACCACCCAGAGGGUACCAACAAGGGCACUACCAAUGCCCGAUAUGGUUACUUCCUCGACGAUGAUGUUAGCGAAUUCGACCCUGAAUUUUUCCAGAUCUCUGGUAAGGAGGCUGAGGCUAUGGAUCCCCAGCAAAGACUUCUUCUAGAGGUUGUAUAUGAGGCAUUAGAGAAUGCUGGUAUUACUCUUGAUGAAAUCAGUGGCACCGAGACCUCUGUUUUCUGCGGUUCCUUCACCAACGAUUACCGUGAGAUGAUCCACAAGGAUUUAGAACAUUACCCCAAGUACAGCGUCACUGGUACUGGUGCCGCAAUUCUGGCAAACAGAAUUUCCUACUUCUACAACCUUCACGGUCCCAGUGUCACUCUCGACACUGCUUGUUCUUCCUCGCUUGUGGGUCUUCACAUGGGAAACCAGAGCAUUAGAGAUGGUGAGGCAGAUAUCUCUAUCGUUGUUGGUUCCGCCCUUCACUUCGAUCCUACUAUCUACACUACCAUGACUGAUCUCGGUUUCCUCUCUGUCGACGGUCGUUGCAGAGCUUUUGAUGCCGGUGGAUCUGGAUACGUCCGUGGUGAGGGUAUCUGUGCUGUCAUCUUGAAGCGCAAGUCGCAAGCUCAGAUGGACGGAAACAAUAUCAGAGCCAUCAUCCGAGGCACAGGUUGCAACCACGAUGGUAUCAAGGAGGGUAUUACUAUGCCCAAUUCUGUCGCCCAGGAGGCUUUGAUCCGAAGAGUUUACAAGAACACCGGUCUCAACACCAACGAGACCCAAUACUUUGAAGCCCACGGUACCGGAACCCAAGCUGGUGAUCCUCGUGAGACCCGCGCCAUUGGUGCUGUCUUCGCUCCUAACCGCGAUCGUCCUCUCUACGUCGGUUCAGUCAAGACCAACAUUGGUCAUUUGGAGGGUGCAUCUGGUCUUGCAGGUGUUAUCAAAACUACCAUGUCUCUUGAGGCUGGCAAGAUUCUCCCUAACAUGCUUUUCAACAACCCCAAUCCAAAGAUCGACUUCGAGCAAUGGAAAAUCACUGUCCCAACGAAGAUCAUCGACUGGGAACCAACCAACGGUGUCCGCCGUGCCUCCGUUAACUCUUUCGGAUAUGGUGGAACCAACGCCCACAUCAUUCUUGAAGGUUACAACAAGCCAGCCGUUGUUGAGGAGGUCGUCAAACUCAUUCCUGAGUACGAGGAGAUGGUCUCCGAACGACCAUUCUUGCUUCCUCUUACUUCUCACACUGAGAAAGCCGGUAACCUUCUCAAAAACAACUUGUCAACAUUCAUUGCUGGCGAGAAUGUUUCCGCCCCUGAUGCUGCCCUCAGUCUCAGCAACCCUGGACGUUCAAACCACCAAUACAGAUCCUAUGUUAUUGGUCAGGAUUCUGACGAGAUGAUCGAGAAACUUAGCACCACCACUGGAGGAACUCCUUGGACUCGUGCCACCAAGACCAAGCCAAGAAUUGGUUACGUUUUCACUGGUCAAGGUGCUCAACAUUACCACAUGGGUAGAGAACUCCUUGAAAAGUGCCCAAUGUUCAAGCAGUCGAUCCAGAAGUGUGACGAGAUCCUCCAAAGUCUCGAGGCACCACCAUCCUGGAGCGUUCUCACUGAGUUGAUGAAGAGCAAGGAAGAUUCUUUGGUUAACGGUAUCGAGUUCUCUUCUUCGCUCGCCACUGCCAUUCAGUUGUCUACUAUCGAUCUCCUCCGCGCAUGGGGUGUCGAGCCUGCUGCUGUCUGCGGUCACUCCGCCGGUGAAAUCCCAGCUUCUUAUGCUGCUGGUAUCCUCUCUUUCAAGGAUGCUCUCGCCUGCGCUUACUACCGUGGUUGUGCCUUGUCUGGUGAGCCAGAGGACAAGGUUCAGAUUCCAGGAGCCAUGGUUGCUGUUGGCAUGACUGAAUCUGAGGCUAUUGUUGAGCUCGAGAAAUAUGGUGGAGCUGUCAAGAUCGCUGCCGUCAACAGUCCUACCAGUUUGACUCUUUCCGGGGACGAGCCACAAGUUGUCGAGCUCCAGAAGUCUUUGGAGGACCGAAAGGUCUUUGCACGUCGUCUUGCAGUCGAGCGAGCCUACCACUCCCACCACAUCGCUCCUUACGCACCAGAGCUCACUCGCCUCUCCCGCAACGUUCGACCACGUCCUGCUACCUGCCGUAUGUUCUCAAGUGUCACUGCUCGUAUCGCUGAAUGGCAGAAGAUGACCGGCGCUUACUACGCCCUUAACUUGGUCAACCAAGUUAGAUUUUCUGAUGCCUUGACCGGUAUUCUCAUUGACGAGAACGAGGAGCAAAACGUCGACGUCUUGAUUGAAAUCGGUGCUCACCCAGCUCUCAAGGGUCCUUCCAGACAAACUAUUCAAGCCUUGAAGCUCGAUGUCCCAUACUUGGCCACAAUUGCUCGUGGUGCUAACGAUUUCGAGGGAAUGCUUGCAACCGUCGGACAGCUUUACGCCAUGGGAUACCCAGUUGAUUUGGAAGCUGUCAACAGCGACCUCUUCCUCGGUAGCGAUGGAGCCGUUGUCCGCGCUCCAGCUGGCAAGACUGUUGAUCUACCAAGCUACUCUUGGGAUCACAGCAAAUACUGGGCCGAGACCAGACUCGUCAAGAGCUACCGCAACCGUGCCCACCGCCAUUCAAUCCUCGGUGCACCUAUGCUCGGUAACCUCGAGAAGCACCCAAGAUGGAGAUCUUUCCUCCGACCAAGAGAGCUUCAGUGGCUUCCUCACCACAUGAUCGACGGCAAGGUAAUUUUCCCAGCUGCUGGUUAUCUUACAAUGGCCAUCGAAGCUGCUGUCCGUCUCGAGACAUGCCCCAAGAACAUCAAGGCUAUCUGUCUCCGUGAUAUCGCUAUCAAGUCUGCUCUUACUGUUUCUGACAGCGAGAUGGGUACUGAAGUUAUCUUUGAGAUGCAGCCUGUCUCUACUUCAGCCAAGCGCACUUCAGACACCUGGUACAGAUUCAUUAUCAACUCAUUCGGAGAUAACGGUGUUGUCAACGAGCACUGUUACGGUUUGAUCUCCGUCGAGGCUGGUGACUCCACUGCCAUUGAGACUGAUACCCCAGCUCCAUCUCUCGCUCAGCUCCGCAAACGAAGUGACAGAUGCACCACUUCCAAGACCUUCUAUGAGCACUUGUGGAACAUUGGUCUUCAAUACGGUGAAGACUUCCAGCUGAUCACCGGAAACGUUGACAGUGGAUCUGGAUACUCUAUGGCACCAAUCUCUCUCAAGCCAGCUGCUUUGAUGACCACUCCUAACGAUCACUGUGUCAUUCACCCAUCGUUCCUCGAUGCCUCAUUCCAUCCAUUCUUUGCUGGUAUUGAGUCGUUGUUGGGUAGACCUCUUGACGGUCCUUUCGUGCCAACCUUCAUGAAAUACCUCAAGCUUUCCGGUGCUUUCUUCGAUCUCACCCAAGGCACUGCUGAGCACACUCUGUGGGCUACCGCUGAGACAAAGCUCCCAGGUCCACGUGUCGCUAUCUCCGACAUCACAGUUCGUUCCGCUGAUUGCAGUGAAAUUCUGAUUGAUAUGCAAGGUCUUGAGGCUACUGCUCUUGGUUCCUCGACUGCUGAGACUUCUCGCCAGCUCUUCUUCAGAACUCGAUGGCAACCAGCUUUCGAUAAUCUCGCCGGUACCGCUGAACUCUCAGCCUUGAAGACCCCUGCUGAGAUUAUGGAUGUCUACGCUCACCAAUACCCAGAUACCAAGAUUCUGCACAUCACAUCUGAUCUUGCUGCUACCAAGGAACUUCUUACUACCCUCUUCCCUCAACAACGCCGUCGUUUCCAGAGCAUCACCCCUUACUGUGGUUCUGAGGAACAAUUUGAGGAUAUUGAGGCCCUCACCAAGGUUUACUCUACCUUGAUUGAUACUGCUGAGCCAAAAGAAGGUGCUUACGACUUGGUUGUUGUCAGCAAGACUACUUCUCUCGACGUCAAGUCUUUCUUGAACUCUACUGGACACGUCAUUGUCGCUGGUGGUGAGUAUGAUGGCCAAGGAAUGAGCGUUCUGUUCCAGAACUCCUCCUUCACCGCAUACACCGAGGCAUACAGCUCCAACUACACCGCAAAGCCUUUGACACUUGUUAUGGGCAAGAAAGUCUCUGAGACAACUGAAGCGCUCGCUCAACUGAUCACCAGCAAGCAGACUGCACCUGUCACUCGCAUGUCGUUUGUUGACAUGGUUGAGAACGCUCCAGCAACCGAGAACGUUAUUGUUCUUGCCAGUUUGGACCAAGAGCUCUUCUUCGAGGACCCAGAGCACGAGGAGAUUCACUUCGAGGCAGUCCGAACUUUCUUCACCAGUGAGAACAAGAACAUUGUUUGGAUCGUUCGUGGUGCUUCCCAGGAGACCUCCAACCCUGCUCAAGCCAUGAUUCUCGGUAUGUGCAGAGUCGCCCGUAACGAGAACGACAAACUCAAGGUUGUUACCCUCGAUGUUGCCGAGACUGCCCAGAAUGGCCAGAUUGCUGAGCAGAUCAACACAAUCCUCGACAGCCGCUUGACUGAGGAUGAGUAUGCUGCUCGCAACGGCACUCUCUCGAUCCCAAAGAUUGAGACCGAUGACCUUCUCAACAACAAGCUCCCAGAGAACUCCGGUGGUGAUGCUGUUAUGCAGGAAUUCGGUGCUGGUCAACCCCUCGCACUCAAGAUUGGCAAAGUCGGUCUUUUGGAGACUUUGGCUUUCGGAGUUGAUGAGGACAUUGUCGACACUGAGCUUGCUGCCGACUCCAUCGAGGUCGAGGUCAAGGCUUCCGCCAUCAACUUCCGUGAUGUUGCCGCUUCUAUCGGUAUCAUUGACGAUUACAGACUUGGUGAUGAGUGCGCUGGUGUUGUUCUCCGCAUCGGAAGUGCUGUCAACCCUAACGACUUCCAAGUUGGCGACCGUGUCGUUGCUUUCAGACCUGGACAAGGUGCUCACAGAUCCAUCGUCCGCGAACAAGCUGCUCUCUGCUACAAACUCCCGGAGAACAUCUCAUUCACCACUGCUGCUGCUUUCACCUGCAUCAUGAUCACCGCAUACUAUGCAUUCCACGAUCUUGCUCGCCUCCAACCUGGUGAGAAGGUCUUGAUCCACGCCGCCGCUGGUGGUGUCGGUCAAAUGGCUAUCCAAGUUGCGCAAAUGAUGGGUGCUGAAGUCAUUGCCACCUGUGGAAGCCAAGCCAAGCGCGACCUCCUCAAGUCGACUUAUGGUCUUACUGAUGACCACAUCUUCUCUUCUCGUGAUCCUUCAUUCGUGGCUGAUAUCAACCGCCUCACCAACGGCAAGGGUGUAGAUGUUGUUCUCAACUCUCUCGCUGGUGAUCUUCUCCAUGCCACCUGGGCCUGUGUUGCUCGAUUCGGUCGCUUCAUUGAAAUCGGAAAGCGUGACAUCCACGAGAAUGCUAAGAUUGAUAUGGAGCCUUUCCGCAAGAGUGUCGGAUUCGCUUCUCUCGAUCUCAUCACCAUGUACGAGUACAACAAGCCUCUAUCCCACCGCCUCCUCAACGAAACCUACAAGCUACUUGAGCAGGGCAAGAUCAACAACCCACACUCUGUCCUUGAGCUUCCUUACUCUGAGGCUGAGAAGGGUUUCCGUCUCUUGCAAAUGGGCAAGCACACUGGUAAGAUUGUCUUGGUACCACACAAGGAUGACAUCGUUCCAGUCUCUCUCCCAUCUUACCGCAAGACAAUGUUGUUCAGCCCAGAGAAGUCUUACCUCCUUUCUGGUGGUCUUGGUGGUCUUGGCCGUACAAUGGCCGAGUGGAUGGUGCGAAAGGGUGCCCGCCAACUUGCUUUCUUGUCUCGUUCAGGAGAUGCUCGCCCAGAAGCAAAGGCCACUGUCGAAUGGCUCCAAGCUCGUGACAUCAAGGUCACAAUCUUCAAGGUUGAUGUCUCUGACUACGCUGCUGUUACCAAGGCUGUCCAAUCCCUUGGCGACAACCUUGCUGGUAUCUUCCAUGCUGCCGUCGUUCUUCAAGAUGCUCCUUUGAACACCAUGUCUCUCAAGCAAUGGCAAGGAUGUGUUCACCCUAAGGUUCAGGGUGCCUGGAACUUGCACCGCGCUACCCUCCACUUGGAUCUCGACUUCUUCACUCCUUUCUCUUCCGUCGCUUGCCAGGUCGGAGCUAUGGGGCAGACCAACUAUGCCGCUGCUAACACCUACCUCGAUGCCCUUGUCCGUUACCGUCGCUCAAUUGGCCUCAAGGCAUCUUCCAUGAACUGUGGUAUGAUUGUUGGUGUUGGACUUGUCGCUGAGAACGAAUCCAUUCUCAACUGGCUCAUCAAGAUGGGUUCUGACGGUGUCAACGAGGACGAACUUCUCUACCAGAUUGAGGAAGCCGUCGUUGGCGGCUCAGCUCCAACUCAACUCACUGCCAGAGGUAUCGACCCUGCUGCUACCACUACCGGUGUUCAAACUGCCCGCAAUGAUGUUUACUGGCACGGACGUGCCUUCUUCCGCAACUUGUACUCCAACUUCGAUGUUGCAGGAGCUGGUGCCGCUAAGGGAGGCAACUCUCUUGGUGCAUUGCUUCAAGCAGCUAAGGAUGUUCCAGAGAGAGCUCAAAUCUUAACUGAAGCCUUCAUUGAGAAGAUCGCCGCUGUUCUUGGUGUUGUUGCCGAGACCAUCCAGCCAGGGAACCCACUUUCCAUGUACGGUCUCGACUCCAUUGUCGCUGUCGAGUUCCGAAAGUGGUUCUCCAAGACCAUCAACGUCGAUAUUGCUUUGUUCGACAUCUUGUCCAGCAAGUCCAUCGCUCUCCUUGUCUUGAAGGCAGCUAGCUUGAUGGUCAUUGAAGUUGCCGCGUCGGAGAAAUCUAAGGGCUCUUCUGAGGAGACCAAGGGAAGUGCUGCUGUUUCUGAGCAAGCCACUGCUGGUGAGCAAUCAUCUGACUUUGAUGCUAUCUCAAUCGCCCGCCCAAGCAACAUCCCAAUGUCUACCUUCCAGCGCCGUAUGUGGUACGCACACAACUUGGUUGAGGACAAGUCUGCUCUCAACAUCUGCAUCACCUCCCACAUCAAGGGUACACCUGAUGCCACUAUCUUCAAGGCUGCUCUGGACGAGCUCAAGCGCCGCAACGAAAUGCUCCGAACUGCCUACAGUGAAGGAGAUGAUUUUGCUGAGCAAGAGCCAGUUGCUGACUUUGACUCUCGCCUUGUCUACAGAGAUCUCUCUACUGAGAUCGAUGUUGAUGCAUCCCUCGAAUCAUGGAGAGCAUCUCUUCAAGGUGAGGAGCUUGACAUUGAGAAUGGUGAGAUCAUGCGACCAGGACUCUUCAAGCUUGGUGAUGAGAAAUUUGCCUUCGUUGUCGCAUUCCACCACAUCUCCAUCGAUCGUGGAUCUUCCAAGGCUCUGUUCGAGCAAUUCGUCGAGAUCUACGACGCUAUCCGCUUGGAGAAGGAUCUCGCAUCCGUGGCACCACCAAGAAUCUCUUACACCGAUUUCUCAAUCUGGUACGAGAACCACCUUCGCAGUGCAGGACUCCAGUCCGAGGUUGAGUUCUGGAAGCAAAGAUUGGCUGGCAUCAAGCCAACAUCUGAACUUCUGCCAUUCGCCAAGACCACUCGUCCAGAUACCAUGGACAGAGUCCGCGACGAGCUCCGAUCAACUCUUCCACUUUCUAUGCUCCUCCGUCUCAAGCGUGUUUGCGCUCGCAUGGGCACUACUCCUUUCCAAUUUAUGCUUGCUGCUUUCCGCGCCUUCCUUUUCCGUUACACUGAGGAGGAGGAUGUUACUGUCUUGGUCAUCGAUGGUAACAGACCUCGCUCCGAUCUUGAGGAUGUUCUUGGAUUCUUCGUUAACAUGAUUCCUGUCCGACUCAACAACGUUGACAGUGACUCCCUCUUCGACUCUGUACUUAGCUCCACUAAAUCCGCCACUGUCGAAGCUAUCGAGCACAGCAAGAUUCCAUUCGACACUAUUGUCGAAGCUGUCAACCUCCCAAAGAGCCACAGCAUCUUCCCUAUCUCACAAGUCGUUGUUAACUACCAGAUGCACGGUAAGAUGCCGCGAUUCGGAACCGAGGAUUUCCACAUCCACACUGUCAUCAAUCACGAUAUCCCUACUGCCUGCGAGCUUGCUCUUGAGGCUCUUGAGGAUCCUGACAAGGGAUUGGACCUCCGUCUCGAGUACUCCACCACUCUCUAUGCUGAGGCCGAUAUGGAACGCUUCUUCGAUAACUUCAGCACAUUCUUGACCAGCUUGAUCCGCGACCACAGACAACCAAUCGCUCAGACCCAAAUGACUGGCCCAAAAGAAGUCGAGCAUCUCAAGACUAACUACUGGAACAUGGGAUUCACCGAGAACACCUGGAAGGGUGCUUCAGUCGUCGAGAAGAUCCUCAAGAAGGCUGAAGAGACCCCUGAUGCUUUAGCCAUCCAGACCGCUGAGAAUGGUAACCUCACCUACAAGCAACUAGUGGACCAGGCACAGCGCAUCGCAGCUACUCUGGAACAAGCGAACAUUGCGCCAGGUACAUCUGUCGGUGUAUUGGCCUCGCCAGGAGCCGAUGCCGUUGUGGCCAUGGUUGGUGCCCUCAUCCGCGGAUGUGGAUACCUCGCAAUGGACCCUGAAUUCGCAGCGCAAAGAUUAAGCUUCAUGGCUUCGGACUCGGCUGUCAAACUCAUACUUGUUGGAGAAGAUCUCGAGAGCGUUGGAUGUGCGGUGGCGGCGAAGACCACCUCACCACCGCAAGUCAUGCCAAUUGCCGUUGCUAAGAGUAGCAACGAGAAGUCAAGGUACGGGGACACCUCUCCAGAUGACCCCUUCUAUACUAUCUAUACAUCUGGUAGCACAGGUAUCCCGAAAGGCGUAGUGUUGAGUCAAUCAAACACUCAACAGAUGCUUUCUACACUUCAGCAUGAUUAUUCCUUUACUUCUAACGACAAAUUCCUUCACCAAUCUUCAAUGUGUUUCGAUCUCUCUAUUGUUCAAAUAUUUUCCGCUCUCACAUCUGGCGCAACGGUUUGCAUUGCUUCUACACCUGUUCGAAAAGACCCGGCUCGUCUCGCCAAAUUCAUCCAAGAAGCCGGCGUCACAGUUACUUAUUUUACACCCACUCAUUUCGCCUUACUCAUGGAAUCAUCCGCCGACCUCUUCAGGCUUUGCUCUGACUAUAGAAUUGCUUUCUUUGCAGGAGAACGUCUUUCUGCUCGAGUUGUCGACAAGUUUCGUGCUCUGAAAACUCCAGCUAUGAUCCUCAACACAUGGAGUCCUAGUGAGCUUGUCGUCCAGACAACUAUUCACGAGGUUGCUGAAUCGGAAACCGGCGAUGUCAACAUUCCAAUUGGCUUUCCAAUGGCCAACUGUCGUCACUACAUCCUCGACACCCAAAUGAACCCACUCCCAGCAGGACUGGUCGGAGAGAUCUGUGUCGGUGGUUCUCAAGUCGGUUCCGGUUAUCUCAACCGCCCAGAAGCCAAUGCAGCAUCAUUCGUACAGGAUCCUUUCUGUUCUGCUGAUGAUAUCUCUCGGGGUUGGACUCGACUCUUCAGAACCGGCGACAAAGGUCGAUUCCUAGCUGAUGGAAAGCUCGAGUUUCAUGGUCGUAUCGCUGGUGACAAACAGAUCAAGUUGAGAGGUUUCAGAGUCGAUCUUGGCGAAGUCGAGCAUCGUAUUCAUCUCGAAGCUUCCAAGCUGACCGGCCCCAAACUUGUCGAUAUCUCAAUGGUCGCACGAACUCUGGAUGGCAAGGAAAGCUACACCGACGAGCGCCAAUUGAUCGCUUACAUUGUUUUGAAUUCUCAAAUCGCUCCAAAAGAGCAAGUCAAAUAUGUCACGACCAUUCACAAGGCGAUCGCCAAAGACCUCAACCCUUACAUGUUACCUAAUGGUUACCAAUUUCUCACUGAGCUUCCAAUGACCAUUGGGCGAAAGGUUGACAGACAAAGCCUACUUACAAGAGAAUUGACUCUUGUCUAUCCUUCUUCCAAGUCAAAUGAGCCUGCCGCCGAGACCAACUUGGGCGGUGAUCAACAAAAGGUCCUUGACACAAUAUUCCAACUCUAUCGCGAUGUUCUCAAGCUUCCAAAAGACCGCGAGAUUGGUGUAACUGACAAUUUCUUUGAGCUUGGAGGUCAAAGCAUUCUUUUACUCAGACUUCAAGCCAAGCUCAAGCGCACCUACAAGAAAGCAACUCCAUCAUUGCCUGAGCUGUUCAAAGCUCCAACUCCUCUUGCUAUCUGCCAAAAGAUUUGUGGACUUGCAGCAACACCUGCUGCGGGCGCAAGCAAAGCCGCAGCUGCAGCUGUUAAACAAAUCAUCAACUGGACCGCAGAAGCUACUCUACCUUCGGACAAACGAUAUCUCGUCAGAUAUGGAGCUAGCACUCUCAGCUCCUCCGAUAUCACUUCUGUCUUGCUCACUGGUGUUGAGUCUUUCAUCGGUCUUCAUGUCUUUGCAAACAUGCUCUCCUUGGAGCCCACAAAACAUUUCCACCUUCUUGGUUCUGAGAAGUCAAUCCAGGUUGACGAUGUCAUCGCCGACCUCAAACAAUACAAGCUCCUCAAAGGCACGGUUACCGAGGAACUCGUCCGCAGUCAAACCAAUAUCGUUCCAGGAAGCUUGAUGCAGCCUGGCCUUGGUCUUGAAAAGACCACAUUCAGUCAGCUCGGCCGUUCGAUCCAAGCAAUAUAUCAUCUCGGCGGUCGCAUGUCACUUCUCAAGAAUUACGAGACCCUCCGCCGAGCCAACGCUGGCGCAACCAUGGACUUGAUCGAGCUUGCAGCUUCGGGUCUUCAUCGCACUGAACUCCACUACUUGUCCACAUGGUCUGUUCCUCAUCUUCAAUCUCAUGCAGCGGCCAAACGAAACCGCACACACAUCGAUAUCAGUGAAAGCUCUCCAGAUCACUUCACUCCUUCCGAGGAUGCCGAGCUCUUCUACUUCAAAUCCCGCUGGGUGUCGGAGAUGCUACUCACUCAUGCAGCUGAGCGAGGCUUCAACGUAUCCAUCAUUCGUGCAUCAGCCGUUUCCGGCAGCACCGCAACAAAUGUACCAGCUCCUGACGAUGACUUCGUCCGCCGCAUGAUAGUCGACAUGGUCACUCUAGGAAGUGUACCCGAUCUCCACGGCCCUGCUGGCACUCCAGCAUAUGCCAUCGACUUCAUCCCUGUCAACUACUUGUCAUCAGCCCUGCAAUCACUCACAACAUCCGAUGCACUCCGCGAUGAAAAAUCAUUCACAAAGAAAAACCUAUCAAUCUUCCACAUUGGCAAUCCAUCGCCAAUGAAUCUCCACGAUCUACCCAAGCUCAUGACUCAACUGCGAGUCGACGAAAAAGAAGGCAAGCUCGUCAGUCUUCCGGACUGGCUGGCAGAAAUGAAAGCAAAGGCGAAGACAGAGGGUGAUGUCUUGAGAUGGGAAGCUGUCAAGAAUGUCUGCGAGACAGGCCAUCUGAUGUUCGCGCUUGAUCAGACUGAAACGCAAAAGGCGCUCGAGGAGGUGGAUUCCGAGCUCACAUGUCCACCCAUGGACAAAGCAUUCUUGAAGAUGUUGGGUGCUUAA